Messenger RNA from Nematostella vectensis (starlet sea anemone), 3370 nucleotides. Its product is annotated as sorting nexin-27. The transcript has 15 exons. Gene Ontology annotation, molecular function: protein binding; phosphatidylinositol-3-phosphate binding. The record is from RefSeq and is a predicted model, not a curated record. Gene Ontology annotation, cellular component: early endosome. Gene Ontology annotation, biological process: signal transduction; intracellular protein transport. The coding region runs from base 23 to 1735 and encodes 570 amino acids. Lineage: Eukaryota; Metazoa; Cnidaria; Anthozoa; Actiniaria; Edwardsiidae.
CUUAUCGCAGUUCUUCGCCAAAAUGGCGGACAGCGACGAGGGUCCACCGUCACAAGACGAUCAGAUCGCUAGUAAACCACGGCUGAUCGAGCUCAAAAAGGGUCCAAACGGCUUUGGGUUUAAUGUCAGAGGGCAGGUUUCCGAGGGAGGCCAGCUAAGGUCGAUAAACGGAGAACUGUAUGCACCGCUUCAACAUGUUAGCGCCGUACUCGAGAAUGGACCGGCACAUCGAGGGGGAGUUAUUGUCGGUGAUCGUAUCCUGGAAGUGAAUGGUACCAAUGUAGAGGGAGCCACACACAAGCAUGUUGUUGAGCUCAUCAAAAAAGGUGGCGACAACCUGACACUUGUUGUCAUAGCUGUCACUCACUCAGAGGUGGAAAAACUGGACAGUGACAGCUCAUCGGGUACGGAGUACUAUGACUACUCAGAUAGAAGGGUGAUGCCCCUCACUAUACCAGAGUCGAGAGAGCUUCAAGCUGCAGGAGAAACCUUUAUGGUGUACAAUAUAUAUUAUUCUGGAAAGCAAAUAUGCUCAAAAAGAUAUAAGGAAUUCUCAAAUUUACAUAGUCAGUUAAAAAAGGAGUUUAGAGACUUCCAGUUUCCCAAGUUCCCUGGGAAGUGGCCGUUUACUCUGUCUGAGCACCAGCUAGAAGCAAGAAGGAAAGGACUUGAGAGUUACUUGCAGCAAGUCUGCAGUGUUCGAGUAAUUGGGGAUUCGGUUUUGAUGCAAGAUUUUCUUGAUGAUGAUGAUAAAAUGGAAGAUACUGAAAUGGAAAUUGAAUUAAGAAUUCUUCUGCCAGAUAACUCAGUUGAGAUAGUUGUAGUGGAGAAACGAUACAAGACAAGAGAAGUUUACAAGGCACUUGUCUCUAAGAUUGGACUUGACCAAGAAAGUGCUCUCUAUUUUGCCCUUUUUGAAGUUACAGCGAGUGGCUUUGAAAGAAAAUUAAAAGAAAAUGAAUUUCCUCACAAUGUGUACAUAAGACGGUAUUCAGAAACUUCAACUACUUGUCUUGCCCUACGCAAAUGGGUCUUUACACUUGCAAGAGAGGUUGAAUUGAACUCUGAUGAAGUUGCUCUCAAUCUUCUAUAUCACCAAGCCUUAGAAGAUAUCAAAAGUAGAAAGCUGACACCAGGCACAAAACUGCAACAACUAAAAGAUCUGAAAAAUUCAUCGAAAAAAAGAGAGUAUCUGGACGUUGCACGCACCCUGGAUCACUAUAAUACAGUGGUAUUCCCACACUGUCCAUGUGAUGCACGCAGAAAUGGCCAUGUGAUCACCACAAUAUGCCUCAAGAGCUUUCAGAUGAAGGCAUGCACUGAGGAUGGUGUCUUAGAGGAACAGGAGCAUUCUCUCGACUGGGAUCAGAUACAGCAAUGUGAGGCUGACUCAGAGGCCAUGGCAGUUUGCUUUGAGUACAAGAAAGGGGGAAAGUCCAGAUGGGUUAAAAUUUAUUCUGAAUAUUUUGAAUACAUGGCUGAGUGUGUCUCGAGAGUCAUGCAAGAAAUCGAGUGGAACGCCAAUGAUGGUCUCUCUACUGUCCUUCCGACAACAAUGCCUGAAGCAGAAAAUGAAGAGAAGCAACACACAGAACCUGACACAACGAAUUCAUCAAAGGCAAACAAACCCCCAAGUCCGCCAAGAACACGAGCGAAGUCGUCAAAAGUCACGAAAACGGCAACACCCAAACAGACUGUCGUGUUCAGUGGAGCAAUAGAGGACGACGAUCUCUAGGGGAUCGGGUUGAAUACGUUCUUAUGCGACUGUGUUCAUUGCAGCCUCGAGGGGUCUCCCGAAUCUUCAUAAUUAAGGUAGUCUGCCUAAUAGCCGCUCCUAAUGGCUGCUAAGCAGACUAAAUAUGGAGUGGAUUGGAAAUAUCUAUAUCAUCAGUAGUGCAAAAUUAGUACCCGCGAAGUGAGCUGUCGGUUUUUCCCUUGUGUUAGGUGCAAUAUUUAUAUCGUAUGGGCCACGAAGCUAGUGAUAGCCACUGGGUAUCAGAGGCUUGUCUCUCUGAUAUUUAGUCUCAAUACGGUAUUCGUUUGAGGUUCCUUGGUUUUGGAAUCAUCAGUAUACUCAUUGUAUAUUCUUAACUCGAAAAUAAGUACCUUGAAAAUAUCAGCUGAAAACCGCUGACUUUACUUUGUAGACUGACUUUCUAGACCUCGUGCUAUAAUAGUAGUUUUUUAUAUUACUAUUAACAUGAAGUUUUUUUUUCGCACUUCAUUCUAUUUCACAAUACAAUGACUUCGUGAAAAAUUAGAACUGUUUACUGUCGAAUCCGUUGUAUCGCGACCCGCGUUUUUACAACACGGAAUUGUGUCAGUAAAACCAUUCUGAGCCAAUCAGAGUCUCGCUUUGUGCACUUCCCUGGCUAUCCUCAGGACGAAAACCAGACAGUGUCGCGACAGAAAGCCGGGCAACUGCACAAGACGAAAGAUGGCAAGAAUCUGAUUGGCUUAUAAUAAUUUGACUGGCGGAACAGAAUAUCCCAAAAACAAAAAGAAAUCGAUGUUUUGAAAACGCGACGGAUUCGACAGUAAAGAAUACAGAAAUAACUUUCAAGCGCACAAAAAAUGUAACAUUGUAAAAGUAUAUAUCUAUGUGCGAUAAAUAUUCAUAAAACUUUCGAAACUUUUAAUAGACACUAAAGUCUCACCUUUAUGAUGGAUGCAAUAACUAAACUAUACAAGGCGCAAAACUCCUGCGUAUAAUAGUCUAACCAACAAGAACCAGUUGUCAUUUUUAAAAAUCAAGAAUCAACUGCAUCGACACCAAAAAAAUAGCAUAUGGGGAUUAAUAUUUAUCCAUGAAAGCCAAGAGAAGAGUGUGGUGAUCGUAAUAAUUACAAUUCUAUAAAACACCGUUUACAUAGAGGUGACCUCCGUUUACAUAUAGAGGUACCCUCCUAAAGCUAAGAGAAGAGAGUGUGGUGAUCGUAAUAAAUGAAAUUCUGUGAAACACCGUUUACAUAUGAGCGCUUGUAGAGGUACCCUCUUACGCAGAGCUUUCUGUGUCGCUCGUUUACUUUGCUUUGAUGUGGAGCAGAGUGAAAGACCGACACAGAAAGCUCUGCGCAUGAGGGUAUUAUAGAGGCUAACUUAAAAAAAAAAACACAGGUUCCUAUACACAGCUGUCUACUGAACUAUGAUCAGCGUUUCCGAGGAGUCUCGCGCUACAAUGAAUUUAGAUUGAUCUUCCUCAAGUAUUCGGAUCAAUUAAAAUUGAUAAUUGAAAUUGACAGUCUAAAUUUUGGAGUUUGAAUUAAAAGCAAAUGCAAAUAUUAUUCAUUAAAUGUUGAAUUAAUUUUUGAUAGCAAUAGAAUAAUUGUCAUAUUACAUAUAGAGAAAUAUAUUUGUGCCAUAUCCAGUA